UCUCAAUAAUCGCAUUAUUUCCUUCUUCAUGAUGAAAUCGCGACCGUGGGAAGAUUAGAGGGGACCCAGGAAAAGCGAAAAGGCAGACAAGUGCUGGCCGGCCUAGGAACUGUCAUGCUUGGUUCUAUGUGUUUCCCGCCGGGCCAGUGAUGCUGCGGACUGAACUCAGAUACUGGAGAAGGGAGGACGGUCCUGCUGGUAGUGGAGAAACAUGUCGAGUUUCUCUAGAGCGCCUCAGCAAUGGGCCACUUUUGCUCGAGUUUGGUAUCUUUUAGAUGGGAAAAUGCAGCCCCCCGGUAAACUUGCUGCUAUGGCAUCAGUCAGACUUCAAGGAUUGCAUAAACCUGUGUACCAUCAACUGAGUGACUGCGGUGACCAUGUUGUCAUAAUGAACACAAGGCACAUUGCAUUUUCUGGAAACAAAUGGGAACAAAAAGUAUACUCUUCACAUACUGGUUACCCAGGUGGAUUUAAACAAGUAACAGCUGCUCAACUUCACCAGAAGGAUCCAGUAGCAAUUGUAAAACUAGCUAUUUAUGGCAUGCUACCCAAAAAUCUUCACAGAAGAACUAUGAUGCAGAGGUUGCAUCUUUUCCCAGAUGAGGAUAUACCUGAAGAUAUUCUUAAGAAUUUAGUGGAAGAGCUUCCUCAACCACGAAAAGUACCCAGACGUCUAGAUGAGUACACACAAGAAGAAAUAGAAGCUUUCCCAAGAGUUUGGUCUCCACCUGAAGAUUACCGGCUGUAGAAGAAUGAAAAUUGCAGAAAAUAACUUCUUCCUGAUAAAUUUCUCCUAACCCACAGGACUGAGUGAAACAACCACUGCAUUUUGACAGGAAACUUGUUAUGGGCGCUGAAAGUUUGUGGAGAAAGGUCAGGAAGGGAUCUUCCUUCAAUAGGAAAUUGCAGUAAAAUACAUCAUUUUAUAGAAUUGAUUGCUUUAUAGUGUGAUCUGAUUUCAAUAUUACAAAUAGUGAUAAGAAU
Molecule: messenger RNA, 984 nt
Organism: Rhinolophus ferrumequinum (greater horseshoe bat)
Lineage: Eukaryota; Metazoa; Chordata; Mammalia; Chiroptera; Rhinolophidae
Gene: MRPL13
Product: mitochondrial ribosomal protein L13
Exons: 7
Coding region: 212-748 (178 amino acids)
Biological process (GO): negative regulation of translation; translation
Cellular component (GO): ribosome; mitochondrial large ribosomal subunit
Molecular function (GO): structural constituent of ribosome; mRNA binding
Source: RefSeq, a predicted model, not a curated record